Colletotrichum costaricense is the source of this 492-nucleotide messenger RNA. RefSeq lists its product as uncharacterized. Lineage: Eukaryota; Fungi; Ascomycota; Sordariomycetes; Glomerellales; Glomerellaceae. The transcript is spliced from 2 exons. The record is from RefSeq and is a predicted model, not a curated record. The coding region runs from base 1 to 492 and encodes 163 amino acids.
AUGCUUCUGGACCCCGACGUCCUGCGGAGUCAUCUAUGGGACUGGAGACUUGCAGAGAGAGAGAGAGAGAGAGAGGUGGGCAUUUGUCAUGACUUGCCUCCGAUCCCCUCUCCCACCCCGUUCGUCCCGUCCAUAUGCGCAAUUUCUGCCCUCUUGUGGACCCUACCCGUUUGUCUACCGUCCUCUCCCGAGGAGGACCCUCCAUCGUCCUAUCCGUCAAGUGUCAGUCACUACGGUAACUGGCCGUCCACCCUAUGCGCCCAGCCAAUCUCUUUCGUUGCGCAAAAAGUCGAGUGCAAAAGUCGUCCUGGCAACGAUCGGGGGCACGGCGGGCGGGACACACUACCAUCGAACUCCAGGCUAUCCACCAGCAGCACCUGUCCAUCAUCGGAUAUGUCCCUCUCCCGCCCGCUGUGCCCCGCGCCGCCGCAAAGCUUUGACCCCGCGGGGGUAUCACAUACAAAUACAUGCAUUCCAAUCGCACACUUGUGA